Messenger RNA from Nelumbo nucifera (sacred lotus), 4278 nucleotides. RefSeq lists its product as uncharacterized. Gene Ontology annotation, biological process: protein transport. Lineage: Eukaryota; Viridiplantae; Streptophyta; Magnoliopsida; Proteales; Nelumbonaceae. The record is from RefSeq and is a predicted model, not a curated record.
AAGUUCUUUGAAGUUUUAACGCAGUUGUGUCGAGAGGCUGAAAGGAUUGAAAAUAGAAGCUACAAAGUCAAUCGCGGCAAAUCCUUUACUUUCUUGUAAUAUACUCUUUUGUAAGAUUAAAAUUCUGCGAAACUUCGAUCGAUUUCUCUUCUUAUUCUUCAGUCGCAGAUCCCUUACUGCAAUUCUUCUACCAGCUGGAAAAUCUAAUUUACUUGCUUGUACCAUUAAAAUCAGAACUCAAACUUCAGUCUCGAUUUCUCUUUGUAAAUCCAUCUUCGGUAGAAGCAUAAUUUCUUAUCCAUUUCGUUCCAAAACAAAUGCUUCGUAGGAGCUUCAAGGCCUCGAAAUGCAAGACAUCGUUGAAGCUUGCGGCCUCUCGUUUAAAGCUUCUAAAGAAUAAGAGAGAUGCACAAGUUAAACAGUUAAAGAGAGAAUUGGCUCAGCUUCUUGAGUCCGGGCAGGACCAGACUGCCAAAAUACGAGUUGAACAUGUAGUGAGGGAAGAGAAGACCAUGGCAGCAUAUGAUCUUAUUGAGAUUUAUUGUGAACUUGUUGCUGCACGGUUGCCAAUAAUUGAGUCACAGAAAAACUGCCCCAUUGACUUGAAGGAAGCAAUAUCUAGUUUAAUUUUUGCAUCCAAAAGAUGCGCGGAUGUACCAGAACUCAGUGAUGUCUGCAAGCGUUUCACAAAAAAAUAUGGAAAAGAAUUUGUUGCUUCAGCCCUUGAGCUGCAUCCAGAAUGUGGUGUAAACCGUACUUUGGUUGAGAAUUUAUCUGCAAGAGCACCUGAUGGUCAGUUGAAGAUUAAGAUUUUGACCUCAAUUGCCCAGGAAUAUAACAUUGACUGGGAUCCUAAUAGGCUUGAAGAGAAAGAUCCAAAACCUCCUGAGGAUUUGCUGCAGAAUGGGCCAAGUACAUUUGAGGCUGCCAGUAAGUUGCAUGAGGAACUUCCUGAUGUACCUCUUAACCCUGUCCUGAAGCAAGAAUCAACUAUGAACAUCCCUGAUAACAAUGUAACCAGGUUAUCACUGAGUUCACAUGCCUAUGUUCCUACAAACACCAGUACUCUUUACACAACAGUUCCUGCCACUACAACUUCAGAAAGUGGAAUUGAGGGGCGAGAAUUUCACAAGCACAACUGGAAUAUGGAAUUUAAAGAUGCAACUUCAGCUGCACAGGCAGCGGCUGAAUCUGCAGAAAGAGCUAGUAUUGCUGCCAGGGCCGCUGCAGAACUUUCAAGACAGUAUUCCUCAGAAUCACAAGGGGUAUCUGGUUAUGGCUUGAGAGAUGGUGGACCUAGAAGUUCAACUGUUCAAAAGUUGCAAGAAGACCCUAUUGCCAGGGAGUCGCCAACAAUGGUGCAUAAUUCAUCAGAAAACUCCCAUGACAUGAAUCCAGGUGUACCAAAUCAACCAAGAGAAAUAAACAGGCAAGAUAACUUGCCAGGAGCCACUGAAAGUGUGUAUGAAGGUCAUGGUCAUUCAAAGAGAAGUUCUAGUCGGUCUGCUUCCUCAGGUUCCAGUGUUGCUUCUGCUGACAAUGAUAUAUCCAUGGCUAGUUUCAGCAAAGGAGAAAGAUAUUCUCAAGACAGGUCACCUGGAACCGUGGCAACUGACCCCAAUUGGCAUGGCAGAAAACCCAAGGAUAAUUUAGUUGGUGAAGUAAGUACCAAAGGGCAAUCUACCCUAUCUGAGGUAUAUAAUGGGAGCCAUCAGGAACAGAGUAAGAAAACUGAGAAUACAAACCAUUAUGGAGAAGAAUGUUUCAAGAAGAGAUCUAGCAGUUCUAUAUCCUCUUAUUCCCAUGGAAGUGCUUCUGAUGAUGAUGGCAAUGAUGAUGUUGGAAAGUACAAGAAUGAUGGUGGUGAAUGGUCAUUCAUUAAUACUGACCAAGAGAUGCAAAGAGGCACUAAUCCCUUAGACUCCGCUGGUUAUCCUCCUGCAGUUUUUGAUGAUUAUGGUUCAGAUGAUGACCAUCAUUUUGAGGCUAAGCCCAACUAUAAUAGACAUGUAUCUGAUUUUUGUUCCCAUUCUUCAGGUAGGAAACCCUAUUCUCUUCUUUCGGCAACUACAAAUGCUCAGAGACCUAGGAAAAACAAGAGUGAGUCUUUGGAGUCCACUGCAGAAUCACCUUUCAUUGUGGAACCACACUCCCCUUCUGAACAUUCUGAUAGACUGAUAAAAUCUGAAGCUCCUUCUCAAUCUGAUGACUUGUUACCUGUUACAUAUGAUAAUUCAGACACUCUGGAUUCUGAGAGUGAAGGGGAGAAGGAUAAUUUUGAACUUUAUGAAAAAACAGAAUCUAGCACUUGGCUUCAUGGUCAGAAUAUCUUCAUCAGUAGUAGAAAAUCAGCACCAAGCACUAGGACUCAUAUAUCAAGAGGAUCAACUAUUGUAAAGGAAGACAUGGGAGUGAAUAGAAGACCUAUCAUAGAGUCCUCUUUUGAUGAUUCAGACUCCAAGGAAGACCACAUUGGGAGAAGAGAAGAAAGAAAUCUGCAUGUAGGCAGGUCCACGGAGAAUUAUGGCCAAAUUAACUCUCCCACCAAGCAGCCACCACCCAGACACACUAGCUCCCCAAGAGAUUUGGAUAAUUUGGACCAUGAAUUGCCAUUGCCAUCUUUUAAGUUGUCACUGGCCAAGGAGGCCAAAGCUCAUGAAAGUUUUGGUUCAGAACAGGCGCCUGAUAUUACAAAAAGCCCAGACAUUUCAAAUUUAUCUAGCUCUGAAAGUGGGCAAGAGUUGAAUUUUGGGUUGUUAACUGGUGGCCUCCGAAAUAAGGGUUACAGACGUCCACCUUACACCAAGGUUUCCUCAGGUAAUUCUGCAUUGCUAUCUCAACAGCAAGCAGAAGAUACUCCAACCAUUAAACAACCAAUUGUUUCCUCUGCAAUUACGAAUACACACAGUUCUGAAUCAUGUGAUGAGGAAUUACACAAUCAAAAAAUGCACAUAAAAGUUAAUAUGGCAUCAAGCUCAAGAGCCUCAGAAACAUAUACUGCUUCAGAUAGUAGUGAUACUGAGGAAGUACCCCACAAGGAAAGUUAUAUGGGCAGGAGACUUUCUCACCGAAGAAAAGAUUAUCCUAAACAGUCUGAACCUUGUGAUGAAGAGACAAACAGUCAGAAAAUGCAUAACAAAGUUCACAAAAAGUCAAGUGUAAGAACCUCAAGAGCGUAUUUUGAUUCAGAUAGUGAUGAUACAAAGGAAACUCCCCACCAAACCAUUCGGAACUACACAGGUAGCACACUUUCGCGCAGGACAAAGGAUUCUCCUAAUGAAUCUGAAAUAGGUAGGGGUGCGAAGUUUACGGUUGGAUCUAAGGGGCCAGCUGCUUCCGAGUUUGGGAUUGGAAAGAAACUGUCCUCAUGGGAUUCCACUGCAGAUGAGCUUCCUGCAAUGUCUGAACCCAAGGCUAUGAGCUUAGGAGAUGAUCCUAGGACUCCAAGGGCAAAUAUAUUAGGUGGACAAGAACCUUCUAAAUCUAUGCCACAGUCCAAAUUCUCAGUGCACAAGGAAGCUUGGGGUUCCAAUAAAAAAGAAGCUCAGGUGACUAGCUCAGAAAGCAGAGAUGUUCAUAAGUUGCCAAGAACUAAUAAACCAAUUGAACAAAAAAGUUUUGAGUCUAUACCUGAGUCCAAGUUUUCAGUUACCAAGGAAUCAAGUGCUUCCUAUGAAGCUGAACCUGUUAACAAGUUACAACCUCAGACGGUAAGUUCAGGGAGCAGAGAUGAUCCUAUGUUGCCAAGGGAUUACCCAUCUAGUGAACAAUAUACUUCUAAACCAAUGAGGGAAUCCAAUUUCUCAGCACCUAAGACAAGAAGCAUAGAUUCAUCACAACUGAGUUCAGCAGUGGAACAGUUGCCAAAUCCUCUUCUAAAGAAAGUACCAUCAAAGAGCAGUGAAGAUUCAGUAAAGAAAACAAGCCAUGUCCAUCCAAAGCUUCCAGAUUAUGAUAGUUUUGCAGCCCACUUUCAUUCUCUCAGGUCAAGCAAGCGAUGAGUAAGUUUCCAUUUCAUUUCACUACAUUUUGGUGUUAAUCAGGGGUUCUUUUGCACAGGAAGGUUAUAAUAAUCAGAUGAUUGAUCCGAGUACUGAGAUAAUGACAUUGAUGUUAAUAUAAAUGUACAUAGCAGUAUAGCACCAUAGUCCAGCACUUGAAUGUGUGAUAUUAAAGUUUGAUGGUUCCUGUUAUUUCUAUUUGAUUUUUGCAUUACUUUUGAAAUAUGCCGUAAAAUAACAGGCUGUGCUUGAGCUGAAAUUUAAAACUGAUUUUGUA